Molecule: messenger RNA, 627 nt
Organism: Tremella mesenterica DSM 1558
Lineage: Eukaryota; Fungi; Basidiomycota; Tremellomycetes; Tremellales; Tremellaceae
Exons: 5
Coding region: 1-627 (208 amino acids)
Biological process (GO): protein transport to vacuole involved in ubiquitin-dependent protein catabolic process via the multivesicular body sorting pathway
Cellular component (GO): ESCRT II complex
Molecular function (GO): protein homodimerization activity; structural molecule activity
Source: RefSeq, a predicted model, not a curated record
AUGGGAGAAACGACUAUACCAGGGGCGUCUUCUUCAACGAGAAAGACUCAACAAGGAGGAAUUAUACCUACAUCAUUGAAAUCGAUAGAAAAAGAUGGAUUCAUCUUUCCGCCCAUUUGGAACUUUCCACCUUUUUUCACUCUUCAACCAAACCUUUCGACACGUUCUCAUCAAUUAGAUUUAUGGUCUUCACUCGUACUUUCUUGGGCUAGGUUUCGUAAGGUUUUCAUGAUAAACGUAGAGGUGAUAGAUCCUGGGGAAGUGUUUAUCAAUAAAGAUAUCGAUCGUCGUCUACAAACAACAUCGUUGAAAACACUCAUGAUACAUAUGACAGAACGUAAUCAAGCUGCUCCAGAUCCUCCGAAACAGACUAGUGUUUAUUUACUCUAUUGGAGAAAACCGGAUGAAUGGGGUGGGAUCAUAUAUGACUGGAUCAUAGAGAAUGGAAUGAACAACACCAUCUUGACAUGGUACGAACUCACCGAUGGGGAUUUGGCACAUACCACCGAAUUUUACCAACUCCCACUUCCCAUGUUACGCCGAGCACUCGACACUCUAGUACGGAAAGGCAAGGCGCAACUGCUUCGAGGCGAGGGAGAGACAGGAGAAGGUGUGAGGUUUCUGUAA